Epinephelus fuscoguttatus (brown-marbled grouper) is the source of this 6191-nucleotide messenger RNA. RefSeq names its product ras and Rab interactor 2-like. NCBI's taxonomy places the organism in Eukaryota, Metazoa, Chordata, Actinopteri, Perciformes, Serranidae. Gene Ontology annotation, biological process: signal transduction; vesicle-mediated transport. Gene Ontology annotation, cellular component: cytosol; endocytic vesicle. The transcript is spliced from 13 exons. Gene Ontology annotation, molecular function: guanyl-nucleotide exchange factor activity; small GTPase binding. The record is from RefSeq and is a predicted model, not a curated record. Bases 283 to 3273 code for a protein of 996 amino acids.
CUCACCUCGGUGCUAUGAUCCAAACCCGGUGUCUCUUCCUCUGUCAGACAUUUAAACCAUGUAACCCACCGAGUCCGGGGACAGUGAGGCUUCUCGGUGUCCAAACAACUGCAACAAAGCGACGCAGUGGACACGAGUUUCCUCCAUGGAGCAUAACCGGACUGAGACACUGAUUCAGUGGUGAAGGAGACUUUAAGAGCUCCAGCCCCUGCUGACAACGUCCCAGACGUAAACACGCACCCAGACGUACCAGUUACCCAGUUCAGCGGACAGGAAGACAACAUGGCCUCCUGCUCGAUACCUGGGAAUCCCCCCAGUGGCCUCACAGACAGGAGCGGCAGCUUCUUUAAGCUGAUUGACACAUUUGCGUUGGAGAUCGGGGAGCUGAAGAGAGAGAUGGUCCAGACCUCUCCUGCAGUUGACAGGGAACCUGUGGAUCUACAGGGGCUGGAGAGUGAAGUGAGUGGUGUUUACCUGCAGUCCCCCCAGUGUGGUGGGGUGGGGGGCGAAAGGGAUUCUGGUUACGACUCCUUGCGAAGACGUAUGAGUGUGUUGGACAGGCUGACUCAAACUCACCCGGUGUGGCUACUGCUGGCAGUCAGUGAAGAGGAGGCCAGUCGCAUCUUGCUCAAACAGCCACUUGGGGUGUUCUUGGUCAGGAAGUCAACCGCUCUGCAGAGAAAAGUUCUGUCUGUGCGUCUGAAAGAAGAUCAGUCAGGGACUCCCAUCAGCCACUUCCCUGUCAGAGAAAGCCAGUACACCUUUUCUCUCGAGGGAUCUGGAAUCAGCUUUGCAGAUCUGUUCCGCCUGGUGGCUUUCUACUGUAUCAGCAGGGAUGUCCUGCCUUUCACACUCAAACUCCCAGAGGCCAUUGCAUCUGCUAAGACUCAGAAAGACCUGGAGGAGGUGGCUCAGCUUGGAGCAGGCUUCUGGGACUCUGCCCUGUGCAGUCAGCGUCGCACUUCUCCUCGUCCCUGCCGCCCUCUGAGCCGCACACUCAGCCCCCAGCGGACCAACAGGAACAGGGAGGUCGAGGGGUCACAGCAGAGACACACCGGGGCUCACUGUGACAGUGCACCCCCGACCCUACGGUCCCACGCCCCUCCACCUUCCUUUCAUCUGGAGAGGAGACAUUCCAGUGGUCCUCUGUGCUUCGUCAACCCCCUGUUUCUCCAGACUCAUCAGCACCGCCGUUGUGAAGACGAUCCACCUUCACAUGCUGUCAAGUCCAGUAGCAACCUGGAGAAUGCAGGGCAGUCAUCUGAGAAGCUGUUAAGCAGCAGUCAAGGUAGCGAGUCAAACGUGGACAAGACCAAAUUGAACGGCAAAUCACGCCCCCCUCCCCCUCGACCCCCUCCUCCCCGCUCCAUGCCACGCCGGCGCCCUGCCCCACCUCCACCUGGACCUCCAGCAGCCACUGCCAGACCCAAGAGCAUGCCAGUGGCCGUUGCUGUCUCUACAAGGCAACAACAGUCCUCCGUCAGGCGCCCAGCACCCGCUCGGCCAUCAAUGGGUGCCAAGCAAAGCAGCCCAUCCAAAACUGCAAGCUCGCCGAUCUCCGUGCCUUCAAACCGACCACCUCCAAGGCCUAAGAAGCCUGAUCUGGAAGCUCACCGCUGCCACAUUGCCCUGGAUGAUGAGACUAUUGCCAGAGCUCUGUCCCGUGCCAAGCUCCCCACCUGCCAGCCUCCACCUGCUGUCCCUGCUGAUGUACUACUGGAGAAUAACGCCGGGAGUCCGUCCCAUCCGAAGGAGAGGGGACGCCAGCGGCUCAGUGACAUGAGCAUGUCUACUUCUUCUUCUGACUCACUGGAAUAUUCGCAGUCUCCGGGAUUCUCCCUGGGCCUGGCCCCUAGCCCAUCCAGACACCUUAAUCAUCAAGACCCAGUGGAGGACAGCAGUGACGACGACGAGGAUGGGGAAGAAGAUGAGGAGGAGGACUACGGAGUCAGUCUGGAAACGGACCUCGAGAUGCGUCUACGUCCCUCGUUCAAGGCGCGGAGGCGAAGGGUCGGUGUGAGCCUGAGUGGCGGCUCUUUCAUCCUCCCCAGGGCCCUGAAGGGACGGUUUCGCAAAGUAAGCGGCAUGCUGAGCUCCCUGAUGACCCCGGAGAGACGGGCGGUGAAAAGGAUUGCUGAGCUGUCCAGGGACAAAAGCUCGUACUUUGGCUCCUUAGUCCAAGACUAUAUCAACUUUGUUCAGGAGAAUCGAGGCUGUCACACCUCAGGGAUUGAUUUUCUGCAGACUCUCAGGCAGUUUUUGACACAGAUGAAGGCUUACCUGCGCCAGAGCUCUGAGCUGGACCCUCCUAUUGAAUCACUCAUACCUGAGGACCAGAUCGACCAGGUGCUAGAGAAGGCCAUGCACAAGUGUGUCCUAAAGCCUCUGAAGAGCGUGAUUGACACGGUUUUACAUGACUUCCAGGUGAGCAGCGGAGCUUUGCAGCAGCUAAAGGAGAACCUGGCCCUGGCUAAGGCCAAGAGGCCCCAGGAGUUAGGGGUGGACGGAGCUGUGCCCCCUGACCCCGUGGCUAUUGAGAAGAUCCGCCACAAGUUCGUCAACAUGAGCAAGAUGUACUCCCCUGAGAAAAAGGUGUCACUGCUGCUGCGUGUGUGUAAACUCAUCUACACCAUCAUGCAGGAUAACUCAGGGAGGAUGUACGGUGCUGAUGACUUCCUGCCCAUGCUCACUUAUGUGGUGGCUCAGUGUGACAUGCCUCAGCUGGACACAGAUAUCCAGUACAUGAUGGAGCUGCUGGACCCAUCUCUGCUGCAAGGAGAGGGGGGCUACUACCUGACCAGUGCGUACGGAGCCAUGGCCCUCAUCAAGAACUUCCAGGAGGAGCAGGCAGCCCGGGUGUUGAGCUCUGAGGCCAGGAACACACUACACCAGUGGCACAGACGGCGCACUGCUCAGCGUUCAGCGCCCACUGUGGACGACUUUCAGAACUUUCUCCGUGUAGCCCUUCAGGAAGUGGACACAGGCUGCACAGCCAAAACCCUGAUCGUCCAACCUUACACGACCACAGAGGAGGUCUGCUCACUCUGCGCUUACAAAUUCAAAAUCCCUGACCCCGACACCUACGCACUGUUUCUUGUCACUGAGGACACCAGCCAGCAGCUCGCCCCAGACACACACCCUCAAAGAAUCAAAGCCGAGCUCCACAGCCGGCCCCGAGCACAGGUCUUCCACUUUGUCUACAGGAGAGUGCCUAACCUUAACCUCUGUAUCCCUGCCAUAAUGCACAAUGGGAACUGCCUUCAAGUUGAAUAGCGCAGGAGAAACUAACAGCUUUCUGCACUUGAUCCUAAACAAAAGUUAUGUUUUGUGGUGUUCUGGUGGUGCUUGCACGUUUGUUUUGUAGAUAGAUUUGAGGACGUCUGAAUGGAAACAGAAACCAAGCUGUACAUUGGCAUAUUGAGGCAGAUAUAAAAAGUCUUUGAUCAGAUAUGAUGCCAUGCAAACGAUAUGGUGAGUUAUUUUUAUGAAGAACCACCAGGGGAUAGGAUGGACUGUGGGAAGUGCUGGUGUUUCAUUCAAACACUUUAAGACUGUGGCUCAGAUUUAGGUCAGAAAAGGCUAAUGGUAAGUUGCAAGUUUAAUUCAGGUUGUCGACAAUUCAACCAUUUAGAGACCAUCUAUCUGGUUAGAUUAGGUGGUAUGCUGAGCGGAAAUUGUCGAAUAGUUUAGAGUGGCUGGUUUACAGGGUUUUUGGUAUGUAAAGUAUUAUAAAGAGGUGAAAAGUUCUUCAGAUUGUUGGACAGGUGUACCAUCCUUAAAGGUACUGUAUGUAACUUUUUACAUGUUAUUGUUUAAUAUUGCCGAUGGGUAAACAGAUAGUAACAUAACUUAAAAACUGAGACUUUCCCGACUUUCUUUGUUGCCUAUAACAGCCUCGGGACUGACUUCUGUGUAAAGGACAGGGGCCAAAUUUUCUGGGAAAAUCCAAAGGAAGUGAUGAACCUUGACCAAGAAACCCUUUCUGGCAUAAAGCCCUCAAGGCCAACUCCUCUCAAUAGCAUGCUGCACCUCUCUGCAGCUUCACAACAGUGUGCAACAGUAGCAAACAUUAGUUAAAGGUCCCAUAUUGUGAAGAGUCAGAUUUCCAUGUCUUUUUAAAAUUAAAGCAGGUAUAGGUGCUUUAUAAAUACUGUGAAAGUAUCAAAACGCUCAGUUUACAGAGCAUUGCUCACAGUUUGUAUUCAGAAACUGUGCCUGUAAGCAAGCUGUCAGGAUUUCUGUGAAUUUGUGAUGUCACAAGUAUACCACAGACUAAAUCGGUCCUUUUGUAUUCCUCAUUGGGAUGUUUGUGUGUGACUGACAUCAGCUGACAGGAAGUAAACAUGGAUCCAAGCCAUAAUUCAGACAGAGGGUGAUUACAGGUGUAUUCAGGCAGGCAGUAUGAGGAAAAUUCUGAUUUUUGUACAUUAAAGCUUGUAAACAUGUCCCUGUGGAAACCCAAAAUACAAGUGUGUACCUGAAUAUGAGCAAAAUAUGGGACCUUUAAGAAAUAAAGUCUGUUAACAUCAACAAACCACCGACAUCCACCAUAACAAGGGUCCACUAUAAUAUAUAUUUUGCAGUGGCAGCCAGGAGACAGACCUUCACUUUCAGCUGAGGUUUGUGCUGGCUGAAUUUGGGUUGUUAGAGCCGCUGAAUGAAGGUCUGUUUCCAGAGCUACCAUCCGCGUUCCUCCAGGAGAAGUCGUUUCUGGAAGGACAGUGGGGUGCGCUAGCAAUAUCAGUCAAUAUCAUCAAUAUCAAUAUCAUAGUAUCAGUGCCCCCUAGUGCUGAAAAAAAUCCCAGAGGAAACGGUGACAUGUAAAACAUAUUUGGAUAUUGUGGUUCUAUCUGGCUCAUGUUAGCUAACAUUAGCUUGCAAACGAAUUGCUAGAUAGCAAACGUAGCAUUGAGUGGAUAACGUCUGCUAAUUCAUCCAGACUCUCAGGGCUGGUUUGCAAAUUAGUUAACCAGCUAUGAAGCAACCCAUGGCAGAUCCAUGAGGGGUAGCUAAGUUAAGCUAAGGUUAGCCAGCUAGCUGUAAAGCUACGCUUCCUGGAUCUGCUGUCGGUUGCUUUGUAACAUCAGCAGAUAAGGUCAUUAGCAAACAGCAAGCUAGUUAGCAUCACGGAGCCAAUGGUCCAAAUUGAAUGCAGGAACAUACCAAUGGCAACAUUAAAUACUAAAUACGACUGUAAUUUAUUUUCCAGUAUUCUAUCAAACAGGAUGUCGGUCGAUCACGGUCAGUCUUUUGUUAGUCACUGUUGCGCUUGGGGCUACAGAGGGUGCUGACAGCAGUUCACUUAACGGCCUCAGAGAGAGGUGUCAUUAAAAACAAGUUACAUACAGAACCUUUAACACGGAGGUCAUCUAGUUUAUAUUGCAUUUUAUAUAACUAAUGUUUGCCUAAACUGCUGUUAUCCCAGGUGCCUUCAAAACAAAUUGAACAUCCUGUAUCUACUGAAAGCUCUCCGCUCUCAUCCAGUGAUGAGUCAGCUUUCAUCAAAGUGACCCAGAAAACAAAAACAAAAAACAACACAGUGCUAAAACAUUGAUUUAUUAAGUAAAAUGAACUAUUGUAAAAGUUAUGAUUGUUAUUUUUAUUGCUCUUGUGUUUAUUUUCUGCAAUUGCUGGUCAAUUGUAGCGUGUAUGCCUGUGUAGAAAUAUUUUUAUAUUCAAAUGUUUCCUUUUCAUCACUAAAGAUUUGUAUUCUGACAUAAUAUUUCUGUACUGGACUCGAUAGUGGACUUGGAUUUAUGCCAGUUAUUUCUCAAAAGUCAGUUUAAAACAACACUGUCUCUGUUAAUUGUUAUGUAAAGCUCAAAGCUGACUGUGGAAAUAUAAAAAAUAUCUCCAAACGAGGCUACUUGCUGACUCUUACAUUAUAUUAUUUUCAGGAAAUUUUGCUACUGUAUUUUAAAGAGGAAGUGUCACUUUUUGGGCAUAAAAUUAGGUGUCUGUGUUGCACAAUAAUACCCAGACAAUAAAGGAACAGCAGGAUUUUACAUGAUCUCUAAGAUGUAAUUCACAUACAACAGGCUGUAAAAUGCACAAUUGGUAACACAUUGUUCAGUCUGCAAACAUAUACAAAUUAAACUGAUUAAGACAUGAUUUUCAGAGCAUGGUCUAAACAGAAGGGAAUAUUUGUGGAGUAUUUCUGUGGUUUAAUGUAUAAAGUCAAAUGAACAAUU